This is a messenger RNA of Python bivittatus (Burmese python), 966 nucleotides long. Its product is annotated as olfactory receptor 2D3-like. NCBI's taxonomy places the organism in Eukaryota, Metazoa, Chordata, Lepidosauria, Squamata, Pythonidae. Gene Ontology annotation, biological process: G protein-coupled receptor signaling pathway. The record is from RefSeq and is a predicted model, not a curated record. Gene Ontology annotation, molecular function: G protein-coupled receptor activity; olfactory receptor activity. Gene Ontology annotation, cellular component: membrane.
AUGGCCUCUAUGAACCUCACAACUGUUACAGAGUUCAUUUUGGUGGGUCUCCCCAGUGAGCGUAAGACACAGAUCCUGGUCUUUGUGGUCAUCCUUCUCAUCUACUUGCUUACCAUUAUGGGCAACCUGGUGAUUAUCCUGCUUGUGUGGACUGACUCCUCCCUCCAUACACCCAUGUACUCCUUUUUAAGUCAGCUAUCCACUUUAGAGAUCUGUUACGUCACCAGCACUUUGCCCCAGAUGUUGGCUCACCUCAUGGCUGGCAAUGGAACCAUCUCCUUCACCCAUUGUGUCAUUCAGAUGUAUAUUGCAUCAUGUCUUGGUGGCACUGAAUGUCUUCUCCUAGCUGCCAUGGCUUAUGACCGCUAUUUGGCCAUCUGUCAACCCUUGCUGUACAGUAUUGCUAUGGGCAAAUGGCGCCAGUUUCAACUCACCUUUAUCAGCUGGGCAAGUGCAUUCUUUCUUGGUUCAGUAAAUCUGGGCUAUGCUCUCAGUCUUCCAUUUUGUGGUCCUAAUCACAUCAACCACUUCUUCUGUGAGUUGCCAGUUGUUUUGAAACUCUCCUGUGCUGAUCCUCAUGUCACAGACAACACAAUUUUUUUGGCAUCUGCACUGCUCCUACCAAUUCCCAUUUCGGUUAUCCUGAUAUCUUAUGGGCUCAUUCUUCACUCUGUGUUACAAAUGCAGUCAACCUCUAGAUGGCAGAAGGCCUUCUCCACAUGUGCUUCCCACCUCAUUGUUGUUACUAUGUUCUAUGGAACUGUUGUCUCUAUGUACAUGAUCCCUAGGUCUGGCUCAACUUCUGAUUUUGACAAACAAAUUGCUGUAUUUUACAUUGUGAUUACUCUCUUGCUCAACCCUAUCAUUUACACCUUGAGAAACAAAGAUGUUCAUGCAGCAGCAGCCAAGAUGCUGGGAAGAUACUGCUUUGACCAAAAGAAGUUGAAUAAUGCACAAAAUAAGUGA